Messenger RNA from Ascochyta rabiei, 3258 nucleotides. Its product is annotated as P-type Na(+) transporter. Gene Ontology annotation, molecular function: ATP hydrolysis activity; P-type calcium transporter activity; ATP binding. The record is from RefSeq and is a predicted model, not a curated record. The coding region runs from base 1 to 3258 and encodes 1085 amino acids. NCBI's taxonomy places the organism in Eukaryota, Fungi, Ascomycota, Dothideomycetes, Pleosporales, Didymellaceae. The transcript is spliced from 2 exons. Gene Ontology annotation, cellular component: plasma membrane. Gene Ontology annotation, biological process: intracellular calcium ion homeostasis; calcium ion transmembrane transport.
AUGGGUGAAACCGCACUGCCUAUCGUCGAGGAGACCGCUCCCCAAGAAACUGAACCCCCUAUAGGUGGUUUAAAUGGGCUAAAGAAUUCACACCAUCAAAGGCAACAUCAGCCGAAUAGCGACGGCGCCUCCCCGCCUCCGCUUCACGCUCCGCACACCCUCUCCUUCGAAGAAGUUGCAGAGGCUCUGCGCGUAGACAUCAAUCAUGGACUCAGCACCACCGAGGCGGAAUCCCGCCUUGGGCUCUAUGGACCCAACAAGGUUAAGGGAGCUGAGGGGCUAUCCAUGUGGAAGAUUCUCAUGAGGCAGAUCUCAAACAGUCUUACGUUCGUCCUCAUCAUCGUAAUGGCCAUAAGCUUUGGCAUCGACGACUAUAUCGAAGGCGGCGUAAUCACUGCAGUCAUUCUACUCAACAUCAUUGUUGGUUUCUGGCAAGACUAUCGUGCUGAAAAGACGAUUGAGUCUCUUAAGAAGCUUACGGCUCCAGAGGCUACCGUCACUCGAAACGGCAUACCUGAUCAGAAGGUCAAGGCAAUCGACCUUGUACCUGGUGACAUUGUGCAACUCAACGUAGGAAGCAUUGUACCUGCUGAUCUCCGUCUCAUCGACGGUGUCAACGCCUUCACCAACGAAGCCUUCCUCACAGGUGAAUCUCUCCCUGUUGAGAAGACGCCCAAUAAGAAGUUCGACGACGCCGACAUGGCCACUGCUGACCGCACCAAUCUCGCUUUCUCUGGAAGUGAGAUGACGUCGGGUCGAUGCCGCGGUAUUGUCGUUGCAACCGCCAUGGACACUGAAGUAGGCCAGAUUGCGACCAUGCUUCGUCAGAAAAAAGACGACAAGGCGCAGUCUCAAGGCUUCUUCGCUAAACUGGUUUGGAGAUUUGUCAAUGGCCUGAAGACCAUCCUCGGCCUGGUAGGAACACCGCUCCAGAUCACUCUCAGUAAAUUCGCUCUUUUGUUGUUCGGUCUUGCCAUCCUUCUUGCCAUCAUUGUCUUCUCCGCAAGCAAAUGGGUGGUUGGUGGCGAGGUCCUAAUCUACGGCAUCUGUGUGGCUGUCGCGGUCAUUCCGGAAUCCCUCAUUGCGGUUCUUACCAUCACCAUCGCAGUCGGCGGAAAGGCUAUGGCCAAGGCCAAUGUCAUCACUAGGGUCCAGUCUGCCAUCGAAGCUGUUGGAGGUGUCACCAACAUUUGCUCUGACAAGACUGGUACUCUUACCCAAGGCCGCAUGGUCUCAAAGAAGGCCCUCAUCCCAGGUGUCGGAACAUUCUCUGUGGAUGGCAUCACAGAUCCAUACAACCCAGGAAGCGGCCAGGUUUCUCUCGACGGCCAGGUACUCGGCUUAGAUGCCUACAGACCUGAUGCCGUCCUUGCUCGUUUCCUUCGCACUAUCGCACUCUGCAACAACUCCAAGGUACUACCUUCGCAGGAUACCGACCUCGAGAUUCGAAGUGAGAGAAAGACUGGCCUCGACCGCUACGCCAGCGAUAACAAGAGCGAGACUGACUCAUCGACCAUUGAGUCGAUCUCACGACCGCCCACCGCUAUUUUCAACAACCCUACGACUGGACCUUGGAAAGCACACGGCGAGCCGACUGAAAUCGCUCUACAUGUCCUUGCGUCCCGCUUCAACAUGGGCAAGGAGAACCUGCUGGAUUCGCUUAACGUCUCCCUCGCUACAGAGUUUUCUUUUGAUUCGACGGUCAAGAAAAUGACAGUCGUCUACAGAGACAACUCAACACACAACCUCGACGUGUACACCAAGGGAGCUACUGAAUUUAUGCUCCCCGCCCUCAACGUCACCGACCAGGAGCGAGAGGGUAUCUUGCAGGCCGCGGAGUCGAUGGCCAAUGAAGGUCUUCGCGUACUCUGCAUCGCCCACAAGACACUGCUUCCUGGUGCCGAUAUCCACGAACGUGCCGCGGUCGAAAGCGACCUCAACUACAUUGGUCUUGUCGCUAUCUAUGACCCACCUCGCUUGGAGACCAAGGGUGCUGUCCGCGAAUGCAAGGUCGCUGGCAUCACCGUGCACAUGCUUACAGGUGACCAUCCGGGCACUGCUCGAGCUAUUGCUCGUGAUGUCGACAUAAUCAACGACUCUACCCCUACCUCCGCUGUCAUGAUCGCUCGCGAGUUCGACGACAUGACCGAAGACCAGAUUGAUGCAAUGGAAACACUGCCUCUGGUCAUCGCUCGGUGUAGCCCCAAGACAAAGGUCAAGAUGGUCCAGGCUCUUCACCGUAGGCAGCGCUUCUGCGUCAUGACUGGCGAUGGUGUCAAUGACUCACCCGCCCUCAAGCAAGCCAACGUUGGUAUGGCCAUGGGUAGUGGCAGUGAUGUCGCUAAGGAUGCCGCUGAGAUGGUAUUGACUGACGAUAACUUCGCUUCGAUCGUAAAAGCUGUUGAGGAAGGUCGCCGUCUCUUUGACAACAUCCAGAAGUUCUUGAUGCAUCUUCUCAUCUCGAACAUUGCGCAGGUCAUCCUCCUGUUGAUUGGUCUCGCCUUCAAGGACAACGACAACCACUCUGUCUUUCCUUUGUCCCCCAUUGAGAUCCUUUGGGUCAACCUCAUCACAUCCUCUUUCCUCGCCAUCGGUCUUGGCCUGGAGGAGAAGCAAGAAGAUAGCAUGUACCGCCCACCCCAUGACGUCAAAGCUGGUGUCUUCUCCAAGGAACUCAUCACCGACAAGUUCAUCUACGGUUUCUUCAUGGGCGCUCUGUGUCUCUUCUCCUUUGCCGUUGUCGCCUAUGCCGGUCCUGGUGGUGGCAACCUCGGCUCUGGCUGCAACGAAGGCUUCAACGACACUUGUGAGGUUGUGUUCCGCGCGCGAGCUACAACAUACACCACCAUCACGCUCCUCCUUCUCGUCACCGCGUGGGAAGUCAAACAUUUCGCCCGCUCUCUGUUCAACAUGUACCCCAACGCCGACCAGAACGUGCCGCGCGGCCUUUCCGUCUUCCCUACCCUCUGGCGCAACCGCUUCCUCUUCUUUGCUGUCCUUGCUGGUCUGGUCAUGAUGUUCCCGAUUGUGUACAUCCCCAUCAUCAACGAGAAGGUGUUCAAGCACGGCUCCAUUACAUGGGAGUGGGGCGUCAGCUUUGGCUGCGUCGUUCUCUACAUCUCGGCCAUUGAGACGUGGAAGAUGAUCAAGCGCCGCCUCGGCAUCUGGUCCGGUGCGCACAAGGUCAUCAGCCGAGAGGAUGCUGAAGCCCGGGCGGGCUUGGACGUCAUUGCCGUGCCCCGCAUGAGCGAAAAAUAA